Penicillium waksmanii is the source of this 3501-nucleotide messenger RNA. RefSeq lists its product as uncharacterized. Lineage: Eukaryota; Fungi; Ascomycota; Eurotiomycetes; Eurotiales; Aspergillaceae. Gene Ontology annotation, biological process: phosphorelay signal transduction system; phosphorylation. Gene Ontology annotation, molecular function: protein binding; phosphorelay sensor kinase activity. The coding region runs from base 1 to 3501 and encodes 1166 amino acids. The transcript has 9 exons. The record is from RefSeq and is a predicted model, not a curated record.
AUGUCGACCAUAUUCAACGGCUGGCCGUUGUCUGCCGAGGGCAAAAGCGGUGAAUUAAGUGGGCCCUCCGUCCCGAGGGGCGAUAAGGAAAACCGGUCGAUCUGUCCCCGUGAAAUCAGGUGUGACACGGAAGAGGAUAGAAUUCGCGAUCUCUCAAGAUACUACUGUACAUUCGAACAGGAUUCCCAAUCGGCGGACAGUCCCCGUAUUUCUCCUGAUCCUACAUUGACUGCGCUCACGCAACUCGGAGUCCAUCGUUUUGGAUGUAACCGUUCUUUUGUUUCAAUAAUUGAUGGCCAACAGCAACAUCUCAUCGCCGAAGCAACCGCCUCGGUCUCUUUACGAAAUGAAGACACCCACCUUCCUCAUGACGGAAUAUUCCUCGGCGUCCGGACCCUGGAUUUGGAAUGGGGUGUUUGCCCUCACGCCAUUCGUCUUUUCACAGGACAGGAUACAUCGAAGAUAAUGGACACGGAAAACAUCACCGCAAAUCGGACCCGCAAUAUAAUCCGUGAUUUUACCUCAGAAGAUUUCUAUAAAGAUCGUCCAUACGUCCAAAACUGGCCAUACUUCCGUUUCUACGCGGAAGUGCCCUUGUACAGCCCAUCCGGUUAUGUGCUAGGCUCAUAUUGUGUCGUGGACAAUAAGACACGAAGAGAGUUCGGAGAUGAGGAAGUUGCCGCUCUACAGGAGAUUGCAGAUGCCAUAUCCCAGCAUCUUGAGAAUGUUCGGGUUGUUCAUUAUAACCAACGGGGAGAAAGUUUGGUAAAAGGCUUAACCAGUUUCGUCAAAGGGAGCACGAAAUCUGACCGCGUUAAUAUUUUCAAUCGACUUCGAGAGACACGAGAAGAACUGAGCUUUCGAAAUAUGAACCCCUCAGAUAGCGGCAUUCACACAGAUCAGGAAAAUGCAUUUCUUCCAACAAAUAAAUCCGGCGGUGAUGAAUCGGUCUUGGAUCAAGGAUCUUCAAUGACGCAAGAAGAUGGGGCUUUUUCCCUUUUCUCAGAUGCAAAAGACUCGAGGAUGACACAGCCUACUACUCAACCAUCCUCGCUUGCUCCGGGAUCUCCAGAAUCAACAGAGCUGUUAGCACUUGACGAGGAUUGUCCUGAUACAUCGAUGGACGACGUAUCCAUCACUGAACAUUUGGCUGCGAUCUUCUCUCGCGCCACUAACCUCCUCAAAUCAGCGAUGGAUCUGGACGGCGUAGUAUUUCUUGAUGCUCGUCAAAGUGACUCGCAAUUUGACCUCUCCGAUAAUGCUGCGAACCAAAGCCUUCAAUCGACCUCCAGGCAUUCGGAUUCUCUGAACGACCCCUGGCAAUGUCUUGAAGGCAACCGAUCUACCGAACAUCCGCCCGAUAGUUCGGAAAACCUCUGUCGGCCCUUGAACCAUGAUACAGGCAUUCCACCCAUUGAUAAACUUUGCCCAGAACCUCAGCUCGCUCUACCGGAAGAACUUCUUCAAGAUUUGAUGAAAAGUUUCCCAAAUGGCUACAUAUUCGACUUGAAAGAUGGGACCGACACUCUGCAAGACAAAGUUUCUCGCCUGCUUGCACAUAAUCUACCAGAUGCGAAAUCAGUACUUUUUAUGCCACUGUGGGACUGGAAUAAAUCACGUUGGUUAGCUGGAACGCUAGUCUGGACGAAUGACCAUCGCCGCCCAUUGGGCAUCGAAGAACUGCAUUACUUCAAAGUUUUUGGUGAUUCCAUUAUCUCCGAGGUUUCACGGGUGCACUGGGACGCAACUGAGAAGUCAAAAUUUGAUUUCGUAUCAUCUAUCAGCCACGAAUUACGCUCUCCGCUUCACGGUAUACUUGGAACCACAGAAUUGGUGCAAUCUUUGCCGCUCCAGCCCUCUCAGCAUGAUAUGAUAAAGAUGAUAGAAAUAUCAGGCCUUACCUUGUUGGACACGAUUGAUCACCUGCUUGAGUAUUGCAAGAUAAACGACUUGGCGACUAAAGGUUCGGGUGAUCCCAGAGCUAUGAAAAAUCGACACUCCGACUUUGACCUUGGCGUACUAGUCGAAGAAGUAGCGACCGUUCUUUGCGCUAGCCAGCAAUCGCAAUAUGACACCAAUAUCCCUGUUGUUCUUUCUUCCUCUGGGUCUAGCGCAGACGCUCAUUACCGAUGUCCUAGUCAAAGUGAUCAAACUUCGGUCAUAAUACGAAUUGAACAACUCGAUUCCUGGGUGGUGCGAUCCGCUGCCGGUGCGUGGAAAAGAAUACUGAUGAAUAUCAUUGGUAACGCAAUGAAAUGGACGAAAAGAGGCCUCAUUGAGGUGACACUAUCGAAAGUGAGGCAAGAAAGUCACAUAGGCUCUUCUUUUGCCAAUGAGGACCCACUAUCGCCUGGUAUUGGGCUUGGCCUCAGCAUCGCACGCAGAUUGGCCAUGUCCCUUGGAGGCAAUAUCGAAGUCAAAAGCGAAAUGGGUGCAGGCACACAAGUCGACAUUCUUAUACCCGUUAAGAUUGCUCAAUCCGUCGAAAUAGCGGAUCCUCGUUCAUCAACCACAGAGACUCCCGUUCCAGCACCAUUGAUCAAGGCAUCUAUUCUUGGAUUACAGCUUCAUCCAGAGGUGGAUGAAGUGCCAACGGGGAUUUUAAGCGUUAAUGCAAAACGUAACUUAUCUAUUCGCAACGCGCUCAUGGACGUGUUCACGACUCAACUGGGCUGGCAACUGUCACCACGGAAGUUUUCCGACAGAAUGCAUGACAAUGUCGCGAUCAUCGAGGAAGCAGACUUAAGCCACAUUUUAAUCGAAGGCUUACUACAUACAACUGAGUCUAAGCACGAUCAAGAUUUCUUUAUUGUCCUCGGCGAUAAGACAUCGCUGCUGACUGAUAAUCUGCCUGCAAAUAUCAUCCGCGUGUCACCACCGUUCGGACCUCGGAGUCUCUGUGACGCCGCUGAAAGAUUUCUCAAAAUUUUCAAGGCACCGAUGCACUUGGACCGGACAGAUCUGGCUCCCAUUUCCGCCUUGUUAAAAAAUCAACCGGAAAUCUUAACUCCAACGGUAGACCAAAUUUCUAUGGAAAUAGUUGACUGUUCCAUAACCGGGAACAACUCUACCCAAUCUCCUCCUCUCGAUACCCUUAAGUCUUUUGCCCCUCCCAUAGAGUGUUCACAAGAAAGCAUACGUGUACUGGUUGUGGAUGAUAACGACAUCAAUCUCAAGAUUAUGUCUACAUUCAUACGCAAAAUUGGCUUCCACUACGACACAGCUUCGAAUGGUCUCAUAGCUCUUGAGAAGUAUAUGAACUCUAAUCAACGAUAUGCCUUCGUUUUGAUGGAUAUAUCUAUGCCCGUGAUGGACGGAUUGGUUGCUACAAGGAAGAUACGGGAAUACGAAAAGAGCAACGGAUUCAAUUCAGCCUGCAUCAUGGCUGUGACGGCUGUUGCCUCUAAUGAGACACGCGAGGCAGCAUUCAAGGCAGGCGUCAAUGACUUUUUGGUCAAACCGUUGUCCCUUGCGAGACUUCGUGAAUUGAUGCACGGUUGA